Messenger RNA from Mollisia scopiformis, 1026 nucleotides. RefSeq lists its product as uncharacterized. The record is from RefSeq and is a predicted model, not a curated record. NCBI's taxonomy places the organism in Eukaryota, Fungi, Ascomycota, Leotiomycetes, Helotiales, Mollisiaceae. The annotation marks the transcript as partial. The transcript has 3 exons.
UGGACUCUCUAUGCACUCGCUGUGUACGCCAUCUUGCACUGCGGUUUUGGGAAGCAUAUCGCCGCCGUAAUGUUGAUGGACCCGAGUGGCCGUAUCUUAGAAAAGGGAGAACUGGUAAUUGAAUGGCUCGGCGAACUUGUCUAUGUCCUGCUGAUCACCAUCGUCAAGUGCAGCGUCUUGAGCAUGUAUCGGCGCAUCUUUCCCACUAGGGUCGUACAGUUAGGAACCAUGGUCCUGGGGGUCAUCGUCGCGAUGUGGUUUCUUGCCACCACACUAGCUUUUAUUUUUCAAUGCUUUCCUGUUUCAAAGGCCUGGAAUCCGGCUAUCACUACUGGAUCGUGUAUCGAUAAAGAGAAGUUCUUUCUGGGCAACAGUAUCCCUAACAUACUAACGGACCUGGCCAUCCUCUGUCUCCCUGUAUACGAAGUCUAUCACUUACAAAUAAUCAAGGCCAGAAAGAUAGGACUCCUUUUCGUUUUCUUACUUGGAGGCCUUGUAGUCAUCAUCAGCAUCGUGAGACUGAAAGUCCUCAUCGAUAUUGCGCGAGAGGGGCUGGCUGCCGAUUACACUGUGGAGAUCAACGGUGCCAACAUCUGGACCGUCGUUGAGCCUUCCAUAGGGAUGGUCUCUGCAUCCCUCCCCACGCUAAGACCUGCCAUUGCCAUACUUGGCAAGGUUUUCGGCAUCUCUAGCUCGGGCUCGAAGGAUAACGCUCAGAAGAAGUCUGACAGCCAACACACUGUCGUGACAAUUGGCGGCUCUGGCAAGUCUCGCAAGGCCACCCGUGCGAAGGGCAGCGGAAUAACGACAACCACUAGCGAUGUUCAAGGAUCUUUUGAGAGGCUAACAGACGAGCAUGGUCAGGAGGACUCCAGUCUUUGGCCGCCAGGCUAUGAAAACAAGCGAGAUACUCGCGUAACAAGCAAAGGCCCAGAAGGCUAUGUAACGGAUAUACCUCUGAAACGCAUUGCCGUCAAACAUGAUAUAGACUGGAUUGAAACGAGAAACGCAGACGCCACCUCCUAG